Messenger RNA from Geodia barretti, 1116 nucleotides. Lineage: Eukaryota; Metazoa; Porifera; Demospongiae; Tetractinellida; Geodiidae. The record is from the annotation of a GenBank genome assembly.
AUGGCUGGAUCAGUACCUGCUGACGAUCAAAGACUCUGUUUCGAGGCCUGUAUGGUGCUGGGCGGAGUCGGAGACGCUCUAGGAUACAGAAACGAUACCUGGGAGGUCUGUCGCUCUGGGGAGCGCAUCCACGAAGAGGCAAAGGAGUUGGGCGGAAUAGAGAGUGUUAAUGUUACACCAAAAGAUUGGAGAGUGAGCGAUGACACCGUCAUGCACAUCGCAACAGCCGAGGCCCUCCUCACCGAGUGGUCAGACAGCGACCAACUCUACUCCGCCAUCGCUCUCAAGUACAAAGAGUGCAUGCGGGAUAUGGCUGGCAGGGCUCCUGGUCUUACUUGCAGCAGCAAAGUCCACAUGCUGAAGCCCCAUGCAAAGGAAGGAUGGGUGAUCCCGUUCGACAGGAAAGGUGGAGGGUGUGGCGCAGCCAUGAGAGCCGCUCCUAUUGGCCUGUACUUCUGGACACCCGAACAGCUGGACAAACUGGUGUCAGUCUCCAUUGAGUCCGGACGGAUGACCCACCAUCACCCGACUGGCUACCUGGGCUCACUGGCCGUGGCUCUCUUUGUGUCCUACUCGGUCCAGAAGAGGCCACUCCGGGAAUGGGGCGCUGGACUCCUGCACACUCUGGACACGGCCAAGCAGUACAUCAUCCAGCACAGUCCUCAGAGAGACCACAAGGAGCACAUGGACAACUGGACCUACUUUGAGCAGUACUGGAAGGACUACCUGGCUCUGCGACAGCUCACCUCGGGGAAGACGGAUGCCGUGUUUGAAGACCACGACGUGAAGAGUGUCAAGGAGAGAGACGCCUUCUACAAGAGCUUGAGCUACAGUGGAACUGGAGGUGCCAGUGGUCACGAUGCCCCCAUAAUUGCCUACGAGGCCUUGCUCAACACGUGGAGACCAGCGGGAGACAAGAGGCGGCAGUGGAUUGAUCUGUGUGAGCACAGCAUGCUGCACGGAGGAGACUCUGACAGCACAGGGAUCAUUGCUGCUGCCUGCUGGGGGGCCAUUGAGGGCUACACUGGAGUCCCAGAGAACCACUACAAGAACUUGGAGUAUCGCGAUCGCCUAGCCUCACUGGGGAGGAACAUUUACAAGAAAAUAAAUAUGUAG